AUGGUAUCUGACUUAUGGAGCAAACUUAUAGAAACAGUUGAAGACUAUAACAAGGACAUCAUUGGUGAACUUACUGUGUUAAUCCAAGAUGUCCGUCCAGGUAGUGGACAUUGCCGGAGUAGACGUAAAUGUGAGAUGGAUCUCGAACAAAAAUCCGAUGUUGCCGGACACUGGUGCUAUCCUGGUAGAGAAACGUCGGACAAUGAUAGGCGUCCGGUCGACCUAUUUGGGCAAACAGGCCUCAUCAUCGCUUCCGCGUAUAAGAGAGAUCAUCGACGCCAUUACCUUACACGGCAGAGUUCAAUCUCCGUAAUAUCUGAAGAGUAG
Molecule: messenger RNA, 327 nt
Organism: Necator americanus (New World hookworm)
Lineage: Eukaryota; Metazoa; Nematoda; Chromadorea; Rhabditida; Ancylostomatidae
Exons: 1
Coding region: 1-327 (108 amino acids)
Source: RefSeq, a predicted model, not a curated record